AUGCCGUUGCCGUUUGUUACCGCAGCGAAAAGCACUUCGCCAUGGCUGCUUUCACUGGCCUUAGGGCUGCUCGGCCACGCCGCGAUCGAGGCUGCCGCGAUCGAGGCUGCCGCGAGCGAGAAAGUCGCUACCGGAUACGCGGCAUGGCCGAAAUGGGUCCUCAUCUUGUUUUGUAUCACCACGGUGCUGCUCUCCGCCAUGUACUGUGGUCUCACUAUUGGGCUGCUGGGGAUGGAGACCAUCUAUCUGGAAAUUAUAGCUGAUGCAGGUCAGGAACCUGACCGCACCUACGCGCGCAAGAUUCUGCCGGUACGUAUGCUGGGCCACCAGCUUCUGGCGACGUUGCUCGUGGGCAACAUGUUGACUCUGGUGCUGACCUCUCAGCUCGUCGCUGCGAUUGUGGGUGGCAGUGAGCUGGUGAACUUCAUCUUGGGUACACUGGUGGUGCUCAUCUUUGGUGAGAUUAUCCCGAUGAGUUUCUGCAACAAGCAAAACAACGCACUGUGGGCUGGCACAAAAAGUCUGCAAGCGCUGAAGGUCUCGUUGUUUGUGCUGUGGCCCAUCUCAAAGCCGCUGGGGAUGAUGCUGGACUGGAUGGUGGGACACGAGGCAGGGCAAAUAUACGACCGCCAGGAGCUGAAGAAGCUCAUCCGCAUGCACUGCGAGAAGUUCUCGGAGAAGUCGGGCAUCGACAUAGACCAGGUGCGCAUGAUGCUGAGCGUGAUGGACAUGAACGAGGUCACAGCAGAUGCGGCCAUGACAUCGAUGGAGAACGCCGUCAUGCUAGAGGGGAGCACCCCGCUCGACACGGCGCUCGAGCGUCGCUUGUGGGAGUACGGUAUCUCGCGCAUGCCGGUGUACGAAAGGUCACGCGACAAUGUGAUUGGUGUGCUCUACGUGAAGGAUCUCAUCGACAACUCCUACCUUUGCCACAGCAUUGACAUGACAGUGCGUGAUUUCGUGGCGCAGCACCCGCGCGACAUGUUAGUGGUGAAGGCGGACACACUUCUGCAGGACAUGCUGUACAUCUUCGAGCACCAUCACACGCAGCUUCUUUUCGUGGAGCCGGCAGACCCCGCUACCGCGGACAAGCGGCGUGGUUCGCCGAAGAGUUCGUCGCAGCGUGCAAAGGAUAAGGACCGAGGUGGUGCCGGGAUAACGACCUCCAAUAGCAAAGGCGCCUCACCUUACGGCGCAGACCACGUGCACCACGGCAGCAAGCAUGCCGCACCUGCACAGCGCACGCCGAAGACCAUUAACCCUAUGGCGCUCCUUUCGAAGGCGACAGAGCCGAGCUCUUUCAUUGGCCUUGUGACACUUGAAGACGUUAUUGAGAAGCUCAUCGCGUCGGAGAUUUACGAUGAGGACGAGUACGUGGUGGAUAAGAGGCUGCUGUUGGACGCGGAGACGUGCGAUGAGUUGAUGAUUGAGCCGCCUCCGACGCGGCCGCCGCGGGUGAACUUCUACUCGUACGGCGUGCUAUCCAAGGCGGAGAAUCAAGGUCUUUCCGAGGAUCAGCUAUGGGCACUUGCCUACUACCUCACCCGGGCUUAUGUGUACUUUGCAACGUGGAAUGUUGCUCAUGUCAAGUUUCUGCUGCAGCAAAUCGGCGACGUGGUGGUGGACGUCCACGACCAGAUUAGUGACGGUGAGAAGAGCAAGAGCACGCCUUUCUGGGGAAUCGAAGCAGCGUCGCCGGACCUCUCCACGGCCGAUGCAGCGCGAGUGCUCUACAGAGCCGGGCAUCCGAGCAGCACGUUCACGCUGGUACUGAGUGGCGGUGUCGAGGUGAUGAUCGGCCGCGAAAAGAUACGAACGGAGUUGCGUUCCUUCUCUGACCUUGGCGCGGAUGUUCUCUUGUCAGGCGCACCUUUUGUGCCAGACUACACGGCUGUGGUGUCACGCACCAGCCGUCUCAUCCGCAUCACACGUGCUGAUGUGGUGAUGGUCGAGAAGAAGCUGAACGAGCACCGCGCACGACAGCUUCAGAAGCCGCUGUGUCUGCCGCCAACCUUAGGGGCUGGGGCAGCGGUGACGGUGAUAGUUCCUCCACCAUGCGCGCCACACCGGGCCGCGAGGGAGCGCAUGCAAUGCGAAGCAAAGCGUGUGACGAUCGAAUAG
Leishmania mexicana MHOM/GT/2001/U1103 is the source of this 2121-nucleotide messenger RNA. RefSeq lists its product as hypothetical. Gene Ontology annotation, biological process: magnesium ion homeostasis. The record is from RefSeq and is a predicted model, not a curated record. The transcript has a single exon. Bases 1 to 2121 code for a protein of 706 amino acids. Lineage: Eukaryota; Euglenozoa; Kinetoplastea; Trypanosomatida; Trypanosomatidae.